Molecule: messenger RNA, 900 nt
Organism: Spea bombifrons (plains spadefoot toad)
Lineage: Eukaryota; Metazoa; Chordata; Amphibia; Anura; Pelobatidae
Product: achaete-scute homolog 2-like
Exons: 2
Coding region: 112-642 (176 amino acids)
Biological process (GO): developmental process; regulation of transcription by RNA polymerase II
Molecular function (GO): RNA polymerase II transcription regulatory region sequence-specific DNA binding; protein dimerization activity; DNA-binding transcription factor activity, RNA polymerase II-specific
Source: RefSeq, a predicted model, not a curated record
GGUCAGAUUAGACCAGGAGCUACAACCAAUAAACCCCAUCAUUCCAACUGAGAAGUCACUGGGUAGCUAAGGAGAGCACCUGUUACAAUUGCCUGAAGCUCUGUCUCCAGCAUGGACCUCUCAGAAGAGCAGGAUGUGCAUCACACAAGCCCCCAAAAGCAUCUGCCUAGAGGACACCGCAAAGGGACAGCUGCCACAGGGUCCCCCCAGAGAUUAAGGUGUCAGAAAAUUGUUAACGAUGGGGUUUUGUCCUCUACCUCUGAAAGGCGCAACGAGAGGGAGAGGAACAGGGUGAAACUGGUCAACAUGGGUUUUGCCAAGCUCAGGCAGCAUGUGCCCCAGGCUCAGGGUCCCAACAAGAAGAUGAGCAAGGUGGAGACCCUGCGCUCAGCUGUUGAGUAUAUCAGGGCUCUGCAGGCUCUGCUGAUGGAGAGGCAGGGAGGAGGACCAGCUGGAGAUGGUCAAGGAGGAGGACCUACCUCUGAUGGACUUUCCCCGUGUGGGAGCAGCUGUUCUGGUGAUUCUGGGUCCAUGCCUUUGUCACCGAGGUCCUGCUCAUCCUGCACUUCUGAAGAAUGCUCUAGGGAGGACAGCAGCGUUUCUGAUCCAGACUUCUUCCUAAGGCUACAUGGCUGGGGAUAGCAGGGCAUCAAGGCUCCAUCAUUGAAAGACGUCACAUCACCGAUGAAAUGAAUGACCGCAAGCUGCAGCAGAUACACGGACAAACAUCUACAGAGAGAAUACGCCUUCUGCCAGGAUGGCAACGAAGUCACUUUGACUAUAAAAUAGAAUAUAAUAUAUACAGACCUAUAUUUAUGUGGAAUGUUGUAUAUAGACGCUGUCAUUUCACGCUGCCAUCUACCGUAGGCGGGACUAAUAUAUUUUGGUUAAAUCAGUAUU